Phyllostomus discolor (pale spear-nosed bat) is the source of this 2474-nucleotide messenger RNA. It is a transcript of the gene PCK1, whose product is annotated as phosphoenolpyruvate carboxykinase 1. The record is from RefSeq and is a predicted model, not a curated record. Lineage: Eukaryota; Metazoa; Chordata; Mammalia; Chiroptera; Phyllostomidae. Gene Ontology annotation, cellular component: mitochondrion; cytosol. The coding region runs from base 96 to 1964 and encodes 622 amino acids. Gene Ontology annotation, molecular function: phosphoenolpyruvate carboxykinase (GTP) activity; GTP binding; manganese ion binding. Gene Ontology annotation, biological process: cellular response to dexamethasone stimulus; propionate catabolic process; cellular response to insulin stimulus. The transcript is spliced from 10 exons.
CACCGAGAAAGCGCGCCUUGGCUCUCUGAUCGAGGUCGCCCAGAGAGAAGGAAGGGAACCUUGGUGCCCGGGACGCUCAGCCCAUCUCUGCAGAAAUGCCUCCUCAGAUCCAAAACGGCCUCGACUGCUCAGCCAAGGUGGUCCAGGGCACCCUGGACAGCCUGCCCCAGGCGGUGCGGGAGUUCGUGGAGAGCAGCGCCCAGCUGUGCCAGCCGGAGCACAUCCACAUCUGCGACGGCUCUGCGGAGGAGAACCGCCGGCUGCUGCACCAGAUGGAGGAGGCCGGGACCGUCCGGCGGCUGCGGAAGUACGACGACUGCUGGUUGGCUCUCACGGACCCCAGGGAUGUGGCCAGAAUUGAAAGCAAGACGGUCAUCAUCACCCCGGAACAAAGAGACACAGUGCCCAUCCCCCAAAGCGGCCCCAGCCAGCUGGGUCGCUGGAUGUCCGAGGAGGACUUUGAGAAGGCAUUCAACGCCCGAUUCCCAGGGUGCAUGAAAGGUCGCACCAUGUAUGUCAUCCCGUUCAGCAUGGGGCCCCUGGGCUCGCCCCUGUCGAAGAUCGGCAUUGAGCUGUCGGACUCCCCCUACGUGGUGGCCAGCAUGCGCAUCAUGACGAGAAUGGGGGCGCCUGUCCUGGAAGCGCUGGGGGACGGGGAGUUCAUCAAGUGCCUCCACUCCGUGGGGUGCCCUUUGCCUCUAAAGAGUCCUCUGGUUAACAACUGGCCGUGCAACCCGGAGCUGACGCUCAUCGCCCACCUGCCCGACCGCCGGGAAAUCAUCUCCUUCGGGAGCGGGUACGGCGGGAACUCGCUUCUGGGGAAGAAGUGCUUCGCCCUCAGGAUCGCCAGCCGGCUGGCCAAGGAGGAGGGGUGGCUGGCCGAGCACAUGCUGAUCCUGGGCAUAACCAACCCUGAGGGCCAGAAGAAGUACUUCGCAGCCGCCUUCCCCAGCGCCUGCGGGAAGACCAACCUGGCCAUGAUGAACCCCAGCCUGCCGGGCUGGAAGAUAGAGUGUGUGGGUGAUGACAUCGCCUGGAUGAAGUUCGACCAGCAAGGCAACUUGAGGGCCAUCAACCCAGAGAACGGGUUUUUCGGUGUCGCUCCUGGGACCUCGGUGAAGACGAACCCCAAUGCCAUCAAGACCAUCCAGAAGAACACCAUCUUCACCAACGUGGCCCAGACCAGCGACGGGGGUGCUUACUGGGAGGGCAUCGACCAGCCGCUGGCGGCCGGCGUCAGGCUCACCUCCUGGAAGAACAAGGAGUGGACCCCCGAGGAUGGGGAACCCUGUGCUCACCCCAACUCGAGGUUCUGCACCCCCGCCAGCCAGUGCCCCAUCAUUGACCCUGCCUGGGAGGACCCGGAGGGCGUGCCCAUCGAGGCCAUCAUCUUCGGAGGGCGCCGACCUACUGGUGUCCCUCUCGUCUACGAAGCUCUCAACUGGCAGCAUGGAGUGUUUGUGGGGGCGGCCAUGCGAUCCGAGGCCACGGCGGCUGCCGAGCACAAAGGCAAAGUCAUCAUGCAUGACCCCUUCGCCAUGCGCCCCUUCUUCGGCUACAACUUCGGCCGGUACCUGGCCCACUGGCUCAGCAUGGCCCAGCGCCCCGCGGCCAAGCUGCCCAAGAUCUUCCACGUCAACUGGUUCCGGAAGGACCGGGAAGGCAAGUUCCUGUGGCCCGGCUUCGGAGAGAACGCCCGGGUGCUGGAGUGGAUGUUCAACCGGGUCAACGGGGAGGGCGGCGCCGAGCUCACGCCCAUCGGCUACGUCCCCAAGGAGGGUGCCCUGAACCUGAAGGGCCUGGGAGACGUCAAUGUGAAGGAGCUCUUCCACGUCUCCAAGGAGUUCUGGGAGAAGGAGGCGGAAGACGUCCGGAGGUACCUGGAGGAGCAAGUGAACUCCGACCUGCCCUACGAAAUCGAGAGGGAGAUCCUGGCCCUGAAGCAGAGGGUCAGCCAGAUGUGAUCGGGCGCAGAGCCCCUCUGCCCGCCGGAGUGCUCCCAUUCCGACCCGGGGGGUGGGCUGGGAGCCGGAGAGAGCGGGGUCCCCUGAGGGGGCGCCGUCUGCCACCCCGCAGUGACCACCCCGCUGAGCAGAUCCGACGGGCACGCUUUAAUCGUUCAGACGAGACUGCAAGGGUACAGGCUAGCAGCGCGCGAGAUUGGGGCGGGAAUCUUACUUAGCAUGUCUCCGAAAUUCACGAUCCCGUGCACGUUGGUUCAAUCUGAAGGGCACGCAGGCAUUUCACCAUUUUUCACGGUAGUUGUAUCAGUUAGCAGCGAGGCACAGAACAAAGAGGACUUGAGCUGUAUAUAGGAGUGUGUGUGCAUGUGUGUGUGUGCGGAGUGUUUGUGUAUUGGGUGUGUGUAUCCAUAUCUAACACAUAUUUAAUACCUUUGGAAAAAUCUCGGGCACGGUGACCUACUAGUUGUUGCUGGAAAUGUCGCUUUAUUAUUAAUACGUGUGUUUAAAUUA